AUGUCCGAGAAAAUAUUUUUGAACGGAAACUUCGGACCCUGGCGUUGGGCGACUUACAUAAUCCGCGGUAUUUGUCGCCGCGUGGAUGGGCCGAGCUCAUCUUUAUCGCAAACCACCAUGGCGCAAUGGGGGCAAGGGCAGCAAGGGUUUCAAAUCCCUAUGCAGACCGGCUUUCCAGGCGCUAACCAGCAAUUUCAGCCUCAAAACCCUCAAUUUCAACAGCAAAACCCGCAGUUUCAGCAGCCUCCUCAGCAGCAGUUCCAGCAUGGUGGCCUAGGAAUUCCCAAUGGUGGUCUGCUUCCGCAGCAGACGGGAUUUCAGGGACAGCGCCCAGGAGGAUUCCAGCAGCCUCAGCAGACGGGUUUCCCAGGUGGUUCUGGCUUCAUCCAAGCACAGCCAACUGGUUUUGCUGGCGGAGGCUUCGCGCAACAGAGUCGGCCAGCUCCUCCUCCUCCCCCAGUUCCUCCUAUUCCAUCGCAAUUCCAACAACCUAAUCAACCUAGUUUUCUUAAUGCACCACCACCUAAUCGACAUCUGAAUGCGUCGCCGGGAUUUGGAGGUGGCGGCUUGCUGCCUCAGCCGACGGGAUUUGGAGGAAGACCUGGCAGCAGCGGAAUGCUGGUUCCUCAAGUCACAGGAUAUAUCGACCCUCGUCUUCAAAUGAUGUCGCAAACGUUCAUGCCAAUCAAUACUUCGGCUCCUUAUACCGCCAGUGGCCUCCCCCAGCUUCAACCCCAAUCCCAGAAUCUUGUGCAAUCAAUUCAGCAACACAAUCAAGCUCAACGUGGUUCCACCAGCCAGCAAAUGUCGUGGGGAUUAACCAAGGCAGAGCGGAAGAAUUACGAUAACAUCUUCAGAGCAUGGGAUACCCACAGCACUGGCUUUAUUAGUGGAGCAGCUGCCAUAGAAGGAUUUGGUGCGAGUGGCCUCCCGAAGGACGAUCUUGCGCGUAUCUGGACACUAGCUGAUAUUAACGAUCGUGGAAAGUUAAACAUCGCCGAAUUUCACGUCGCGAUGGCCCUGAUAUAUCGCAGAUUAAAUGGCAUGCCCAUCCCUGAUCAACUACCUCGAGAGCUCGUGCCACCAUCCUCUGCGGAUCUUGACGACUCCGUUGACCGCAUCAAGGAGUUGUUGAAGAGUGAUAAUCGCGCGCGUUCUCCAUCCAGCUUCGAUGCACCACAAUCUCUUGCGAAAGUCCGCACCUUCUAUGGUUCAUCGCCAGCGAGAGACAAUAGUCGCGAUGCUACUGUCUACAAACACAGUGACGACGAACCAACGGGCAUAUAUAAGCCUCGCUCACGCCAUGUUGACCGUGACGCAAUCCGCUCACGCAACGAGGAUGACAGCCCCUCAGCCGAUCUAUCCGACAUGAAACGCCAGCUAGCCAACACUGCGUCGAGGUUGGACCGCGAUGCGGAAGAAAAGUCACUGAGAACAAGAGAGGACGAGGAGCUUGAUCGCGAAAUGGAAGACCUGAAGUAUCGUGUCAAGCGGGUGCAAGAGGAUCUUGACUACAACUCUCGAGGCCCGAGAUCCACCUCCAAGGAGGAGGAAAGGCGGCGCUUGGAACGUGAGAUGCUUUCUCUCAUGCACGAACGGAUACCCGAAGUCGAGCGCAAGAUCAAGGCACGCGAAGAGAGAAAAGAAAGGGAGAGGAGGCAAUGGGCACGUGACCGAGAUCGCGCUAACGAACGUUUCGGAAGAUACGACGGCGGCAGAGACGACUACUCACGACGAGACGACCGCGACCACGAUAGGCCUUAUUCUCGGGGCGACGAUAGAGACAGACCGUACUCUCGGGGCGACGACAGAGACAGACCGUACUCCCGAGGCGACGAUAGAGAUAGGCCCUACUCUCGCGGUGGCGAAGAUCGAGACAGAGGUUAUUCUCGAGGUGCUUACGACCGCGAUGGCCGGGACAGAGAUGGCUAUCGCAGAGAACACUCGCGAGAGAGGGAUUACGAUCGACCCCGUAGCCCCCCUGCUUCUGCUCGUUCUCCACCUCUAGCUCCAGCUGCACCUCCAGCCAGUGCCAUCCGAGAUCCUCCUGCAGUUCCCUCACCCAAGUCGACUCCUUCUCCGGCCUUGAAGAGUAUGUCAGCGGCUGAACGUCAGGCUUUCGCGAAAGCUGAGGCUCAACGUCGUAUCCAGGCUCGCAUGGCUGCCCUUGGCGUCACUGCUCCGUCUGCGUCUCCUACUUUGGACACGAGUGUCGAGGACCGACUUCAGCAGGAGAAGAAGGAGGCAGAAGAGAAGGCCAAGGCUGCUGAGAAGCAGGCGGAGGAAAGGGAGAGGGCUAGGAAGGAGAGACUGGAGAGUGAGAAGGCUUUGAAGGAAGGAAGGACUACGCCAGCUCCGCCGACGCCUACUCCAACGAGAACUGCUCCUCCUCCCGCGCCCAAGCCGAAGGUUGCCCCUGUACCUCCAGCACCAGCACCAACCCCGAAGGCGGCUCCUCCUCCACCCAAACCACGAGCUCCUGCACCACCACCACCUCGCAAAGCCCCUGCUCCUCGUGCACCAGCGGCACCUGUUGCGCCUCCUCCUGCUCCUGUACCGGAGCCGGAGCCAGAGGUCGACAGACACGAAGAGAUGCUGCGUGCUCGUGAGGAGACACUUCGGAAACAGCGAGAAGAGCGAGAAGCCAAGUUCCAAGCUCGUUUGCGCGAGUUGGAGCGGCAGGAGGAAGAGGCUGCCCGUGAAGAGGAGGCUCGUUUUCAAGCUAGAUUAGAGGCUAUGAAGAAAAGCAAGCCUGUGAAGUCGCCUAGUCCUCCUCCAGCCCCAGCGUUUCCGCCUGUUCAAGUUGCGCAGCCUCCAGCUCCUCCAGCUCCAGCUCCAGCUCCAGCGCCGCCUGCGGUCUCUCCUCCUGCAGUCGAGAAGUCAACCAACCCCUUCAGUCGACUUAUCAAAGAAGGGGCCGGUGCUGCGCCUGUUUCGCCUCCAAUAACGAACGGUACCAGUGCGAAUCCAUGGGCUAACUCAGCACCCAAGCCAGCACCCGUGCGUUCGCCGUCGAUUCCUCCGCCGUCCAAGAGCCCUGCUCCAAAUGUCGUAAAGACAAACUACCAGACAGCGCCCUCCGCCCUUGAGGACGACUGGGAUGACAUCCAGGAGAAGGACGACUCAGAUGACAGCAGCGAUGAUGAGAUUACCCAGUCGCGUUCGGCGCGGGCAAACAUCGCGCAACAGCUGUUUGGGAGCAUGCUUCCGAGACCGGCAUCUGGGGCAGCUUCAGGACCUGUGUCGUCGCCUUCCUCGCCGGCUCCGUCGGGUGUUACUCCACCUCCACCACCGCCGCCAGCUCCAACCGCACCUCCUGCACCUCCUGCCCCAGCCGCUCCUGGGAUUGCUGCCCCAGUUGCUGCCCCAGCUGCCCCCCAAGACGUCAAUGCUCUGAUGCUCUCCAUACAGGGGGGCCUGAAAUUGAGACCUACGAAAACUAUCGACAAGAGUGCGCCCCCAGUUUCCGGCAAGGUGUUGGGCGAUAGUGCCCCUCCUACACAUAUCAACACUGUUCCACGAGCUCCUUCGCCACCACCUCUUGUCCCUGCGCCUGCUGCCCCAGCCGUUCCGGAGACGUCACCCAUGGUCAAUGACGAAACCUCUCGGUCGAGCAACAGACAAUCUGUGGGUUGGUUUGCGGACCGUGCUGCAGAUGUGGGCGGUUCGCCUGUGAUUGUCGAGAGGCUGCCAUCUAUGUCUGAGGCCGAUGAAGCCGAUGAUAUUUAUGAGACUCCCGCGAGCUCAAUCCCGGAGAUUAGGGUGGGUGACGUUGCUACGGAGCCUUCUGGCAAUAGUCUUAUGUCUGACAUCGACAAAGGAAGAGAGCACCGAGUACGAUCUUUGUACCCAUUCGAGGGCGACGGUCCUGAGGAUUUAUCUUUCGAAGAAAACUUGAUGAUCGUAGCAAAUCCCUCCAAGACUGGCGGCGACUGGUGGUAUGGCACCCUUGUUAAGACUGGAAAGGCUGGAUUGUUCCCGAAGACCUACGUCGAGGUUGUUACUCCAAAGAAAGCAAAGACCGUCUAUGCGUAUAGUGGCAAUAACCCGGACGAACUUUCUUUUAACGAAGGCGAAAUACUGUCAAUCGUCGACAUGUCGGAGGAAGAGUGGUGGAAGGCGGAACAAGGCGGGGUGGUCUUCAUUGCCCCUGCUGCGUACCUCGAGCUCGUUGAGGGAGUCGAGCAAGAUCUUCCGAUUCCUAAUAUCGUCGAGAGCGUUAAAUUCGCCAACAGUACUACUCCCACACCUACUGCGGCAGCAUUUGGGCAAGGCCAUGAUGAUCCUGGACCGUCGACUGCAAACCCUGCAACUCCCACCCAGCUCCAGAUCAAUGAGAAUCCGAGAGCCGACGUUCAGCAUGCUGAGCACGACUCCGACCGCGAUGACGACUCUGACUCCGACUCCGACUCUGACUAUCUCUCUUUCUCUGAAACGGACGAUGACGAAGACGCUGUGGCCUACAAACAGGCCCGCGAGCGAGAACGGCAGCUUGUCCUUGAGGCCGCAGGGCUCAUCGUGCAGCAGGACGUCGGCCCCCCUCCUCGCCCUGCCCGGACCAGGUCAGUGAAGAGGCGUCCUGCCCCAGCCGCACCGCAACAACGCAUCUCUCUGGUGCAUAAGGACUUGCCACCUAUACCGACGGAGCCUGAGCACGAACCAGAGCUUUCUCAUGAAGCGAGGCUGGACGAUGCCUUUGCAAGAUACGAAUCGUUCAAGAACAAGCACGCGCAGACGAACGUCGACUCGAACAGACUUUCUGUCAUCUCGACAGACUCGACGAGGAGUGGACCGCCUGUGUCGCCCACAGUAACGAUUUCAUCAAUGGGCGGCGUACCGAUGUCCAGUGGGUCCGGGUCUACUAGUGCCAGUGGCCAUGGAAAGGAGGGUGCCAAUGCUGAUGGCGGACGGUAUUCCGGUUUUUUGCACUUCUUGUCAAGGAACAAGACACCCGACGGAGAGAGGCGGAGCGUAAGCACCUUGAAUAUUUCGGCCCCGAUUAUGGCCACUACUCCGGCCUCGCAAAGUCAGGGCUUCCUUCAAGAAACGCCGUCAAGAUCGAAUAGCCCAUCGUUCGGGAUGUCAUGGGCCAGCCUAGUUGAUAAGACUGCUCUCGAGGGAAUCCCUCCAGGAGAGAGAAAACGCCAAGAAGCGAUCUUUGAGCUUAUCAACACUGAGGUCGCCUAUGUUCGAGAUCUCCAGCUCAUUGUCGAGGUCUUCUAUUCGAGUAUGCUUCCACUGCUUACUAUGAAGGAAAUCACGGUCGUUUUCGCCAACAUUGAGGAUCUACUGUUGACCAACACCGGCUUUGUGAGCUCGCUUGAGGAGCGUCAGAAGGAUUGCCGAUUGUACAUCGAUAAAAUCGGCGACAUUCUCCAGACUCACGUCCCGAAUAUGGGCGUUUACAUGCAAUAUUGCGUCAACCAGUCGACUGCUAUUAAGGUCCUAAAAUCACUCCGGGACUCUAAUACGGAGCUCGCUUCUCAUCUGCAGCGUCUUCGUGAUGAGAACCCAACUGUCAGGAGCUUGGAUUUAUCAAGCUAUUUGCUAGCUCCAAUGCAAAGAAUCACCAGAUACCCUUUACUUAUCAAACAGAUCUUACAAUACACCGAGGUCGGCGAAGAACACGAAGCCAUCAAGUCGGCACGCGAUAUGUCAGAAAGGCUGCUAGACCACAUAAACGAGACAAUUAGGGAACAAGAAGGGCAUGAGGUGCUCAAGAAGAUCUCUCAGAAUCUAUGGAUCGGCCAUGGCCGUCUUGACCUAACUGCACCUACCCGCCACAUGGGAACGCGGAGGCUCUUGAAGCAGGGCACUGUCAUGAAGACCAAGAGCGGCAAGAAGCUCAACGCUUUCUUGUGCAGUGAUAUUCUUGUCCUCACGGACGAAUCAGCGAAGAAUCUCUACAGAAUGCCUAUUCCUCUUGCCUAUGCGGAGGUCAAAGAGGCCGGCAGAGACGAGACAGGGUUUCAGGUCUCUCAGGCCUAUCCCCGGGGAGGAGACGUGGUAUCUCUUCGUGCCCCAUCUUCUCGUGAAUGCCAACAAUGGAUUCAGGAAAUUGUGCAAGCUUCAAAACGGGCCCGGCACGCGGAAGAACGAGCUGCUCGCAAGACAGGACGUCGAUAG
Messenger RNA from Cyclocybe aegerita, 6126 nucleotides. Lineage: Eukaryota; Fungi; Basidiomycota; Agaricomycetes; Agaricales; Hemipholiotaceae. The record is from the annotation of a GenBank genome assembly.